Molecule: messenger RNA, 441 nt
Organism: Rhagoletis pomonella (apple maggot)
Lineage: Eukaryota; Metazoa; Arthropoda; Insecta; Diptera; Tephritidae
Exons: 1
Source: RefSeq, a predicted model, not a curated record
AUGUACAUAUUAUCGGCGAUCCAGGAACAAAAACUUAAAGCAGCUGUAAGACUUUUUCCUUCAUUUGAAGAACAGGGUUUAGGAAAGACCAGCUUCGUAGAGCACGUUAUUGAUGUAGGUUCGGCAAAACCAAUUAAGCAGCGGCAUUACCCAAUCUCUCCAGCUAUUGAGAAACUUAUGGGACAGGAAAUUGAUCGAAUGUUGGCUAUGGGAGUAAUUGAGGAGUUACAAUGGACUAUAUUGUCAUCGCCGGUGGUGCUAGUAAAUGGUGAAGGAUAUUUAUCCAUUGCCGCACAUUCAGGGAAUAUUGAGCAGGCUUCCUCGCGCAGAAUUUAUUUCCAGCCUGGACUUAAAAGAUGCUUCUGGCGAAUUCCGCUGGAGGAGGGUUCUCGCGAUAAAACGGCUUUUACGGUACCAAACCGACCCUUGUAUCAGUUUAAA